GGUUGCCACUCACGCAAGUGUAAGUGGUUGGGUUAGUGUAGUUUAAUACUGUAGGAUCAUCUCGUAAAUUGGACAUAGAUUUAUAACAAAUAGUCACUAUGGUGACUGUUAACAUCCGGGCGCUGACUUCGCCUGUGGGCAUUGUGCGGAUACUGGAGGUCAUUUUUACAUGUAUCUCCUUCAGCCUAGCAGCAUCGGUCAUCACGUCCACAGAUUCCUUCUGGACAUUUUGCAUGUUCACCUGGUGUUUAUGCUUUGCCGUCACCAUCCUCAUACUCACAGUGGAGUUCUGUAAUGUCAACGGCUCCCUUUAUAUCUCCUGGGAUGACUUCACCACAGCCUUUGCCAUGUUGGCCACACUCAUGGAGCUUAGUGCGUCCAUCAUCUUCGCCAACUUCUUCACAUGUUCUACAUGUGCUGAACUGAUCGCCGCUUGUGUGACUUCCUUCCUGGCCUUCAUUUUGUACGCCACUGAGGUCGGCUUGACCAGAGCCAGAGCUGGAGAAAUAAGUGGAUUUCUUUCCACUGUCCCAGGGCUCCUGAAAGUGCUCGAGGCCUACGUUGCCUGCAUUAUCUUUGUAUGUGUGCAAUACGUUCCGUACGAUUUUUUCCCAGGGCUCCAAUGGUGUGUUGCUGUCUACUCCAUUUGCUUAAUUUUUGCCCUUCUUGUCAUAAUCUUCACCAUCUGCCGACUUCUGUCUCUGUUACCAGCACCGUUUGAUAAAGUUCUUAUUGUAUGCAAUGUGUUGGCAGUUUUGAUGUACAUCACCGCUGUAGUCAUAUGGCCCUAUUACAGUUUAAAGGAUAAUCCCAGACCAUCCUAUUGCAAUAACUUUCCAAAUUCGUGUGGGUGGAAUUUGUUAGUGGUUAUCAGUGUUAUGACUUGUGUCAACCUUAUUGCGUACAUCGUUGAUACAUUUUAUUCCUUCCGGCUGGUCUUCUUUAUAAGUAGAACCUAAAGUCAAGUUUUGAAAAUUGGAAAGUUUUCAUUUAAAGCCUUCUCGCGGUGUAUGUUAAAUGUUAUGUGAUGUCAGAAAUGAUUAAAUUAAGAGAUGUCAAAUUCACAUAUCUUGAUAGACACACACUCUACUUUUGAUGCAGUGUUGUUAAUUGCGGCACUUUCACUCUGUCGCAAACUCAUCUACUGAUGUGCUAUGAAUGUUCUCAUGUUAUAUAUGCAUCAAAUGAAUAA
Molecule: messenger RNA, 1192 nt
Organism: Corythoichthys intestinalis (scribbled pipefish)
Lineage: Eukaryota; Metazoa; Chordata; Actinopteri; Syngnathiformes; Syngnathidae
Product: myeloid-associated differentiation marker homolog
Exons: 2
Coding region: 99-959 (286 amino acids)
Cellular component (GO): membrane
Source: RefSeq, a predicted model, not a curated record